Sapajus apella (tufted capuchin) is the source of this 5028-nucleotide messenger RNA. It is a transcript of the gene ZNF549, whose product is annotated as zinc finger protein 549. Gene Ontology annotation, biological process: regulation of cytokine production; regulation of immune system process; negative regulation of transcription by RNA polymerase II. Gene Ontology annotation, cellular component: nucleus. The record is from RefSeq and is a predicted model, not a curated record. The transcript is spliced from 3 exons. The coding region runs from base 1518 to 3533 and encodes 671 amino acids. Lineage: Eukaryota; Metazoa; Chordata; Mammalia; Primates; Cebidae. Gene Ontology annotation, molecular function: DNA-binding transcription factor activity, RNA polymerase II-specific; RNA polymerase II transcription regulatory region sequence-specific DNA binding.
UAAUAUUUAAUGUUAAAAUUUUAACAUUACUAUUUUCAGACUGAAGUUGUAAUUUAAUACUUAUAAUUUUCACCUGAAAUUGAAUGCAGGUAACUGAAACUGCAAAUAGCAAAACAGCUGAUAAGGGAAGGCUACUAUACUUGAGUUUUAUGAGAUGACUUAGGGUGAGCAGACAGGGUGGAGUCUCUAGAUAGCCUCAGAGUGGAGUUGGUCACCAGACAAAUCAAGUGAUUAUAGGAUUUGAACUUUAAGCCCCAGCUCUGGCCUCCAGGGAGGGAAGCAGAGGUUUGGAGAUUAGAUUAUAUAAAAUCUUGAACAAUGAGUUCAGGAAGCUUCAAGGUUGUGAACACUUGGAAAUGCUGGGAGAGUGACAUAAGAGAGCAUGGAAGUAUCCCGCCUUACCCCCUCUCCCAGUACCUUGCCAUAUGCAUCUCUUCCAUUUGGCUGUUCCAGAGUUACAUCCAUUAUCAUAAACUGAUAAACAUAAGUAUUUUCCUGAGUUCUGUAAGUGGUUCUAGCAAAUUAUUGAAAAAGGUCAUGGCAGCCCCCAAAUUUAUAGCCAAGUGGAGAAAAUUACGGUGGUUUGGACAUUGGCUUGCAGUUGGCAUAUGAAAUGUGGACAGUUGUGUGUGACUGAGCCUUUAAACCUUUUGGUUUAGAUGCAACUCCAGGUAUUAUUAGGAUAGGAUUGAAUUGUAGGACACCUGGUUGGUAUCAGAAUCAGAGAAUGAUGUUGGAAAAGACACUGCAUAUUUAUUGUCAAAGAAUCACAGAAGCCUCUGAUAAUUUGAUAACAUAUCCCAUUCACAUAAAGACUGUGGUCUUUCUUGUUGAAUAUUCUGUGUGAGCUUGGGAACAGUGUGUAUUCUGUUCUUUUUGGAAAAAAUAAAGAUGUUGAUUAUGUCCAGUUGAUUGAUGAUGUUGAAUUCAGCUAUGUUUAUUCGUUUGGACAUUGCUGAAUAUUCUGUGUGAUCUUGGUAACAGUGUAUAUUCUGUUCUUGUUGGAAAAAAUAAUCUAAAGAUGUUGAUUUUGUGCACUUGAUUGAUGGUAUUGUUGAAUUCAGCUAUGUUUAUUGGUCUGGACAUGGAUGGUGUUGUUGAAUUCAGCUAUAUUUAUUGGUCUGGAUGUUGGCUUGCAAUGAGCAUAUGAAGUGAGGACAGUUGUGUAUGACUGAGCCUUUAAAAUCUGUUGGUUUAGAAGCAACUCCAGGUAGUUAGUAUUAGAAUAGGAUUGAAUUGUAGGACACCUAGUUGGUAUCAGAGUCAGAGAAUAAUGUUGGAAAACACACUACAUAUUUAUUGUCAAAGAAUCACAGAAGCCUCUAAUAAUUUGAUAACAUAUCACAUUCAUAUAAAGACUUAAAUGGCAAGAAACACCAAAAUUUUCAAAACUGUUUACAGAAGUCUUAAUGCUGUGGUCAGUACUAGCCCGGUAUUAGCAUUGGACAAGUACAAAUGAGUUUGAUGCCUACAAUAGCACUGCAAGGUAGCCACCAUUAAGUGUUCCCAUUUUACAGAUGGAGGCAACUUCAGAGAGGUCAGAUCUUUGUCCAGUGUCACACAGUUGGCAAAAGCAACCUACCCUUUGUAAAUGCCACCUUGAACACCUUUAUGUCAUAGCCUCCCUCUUCCUGCAAAUUCCUGUGGCAGCAGAAGAGUUUGUGAAACCAUCACAGGGCCAUGUGACCUUUGAGGAUAUUGCUGUGUACUUCUCCCAGGAGGAGUGGGGCCUCCUUGAUGAAGCUCAGAGGUGCCUGUAUCAUGACGUGAUGCUGGAGAACUUUUCGCUUAUGACCUCAGUGGGUUGUUUGCAUGGAAUAGGGGCUGAGGAGGCCCCUUCUGAGCAGACUGUUUCUCUAGAAGUGUCACAGGCCAGGACUCCAAAGCCAAGUUCUUCCAUCCCAAAUGCUCAUUCCUGUGAGAUGUGUAUCCUGGUCAUGAAAGACAUUUUGUACCUCACGGACCACCAGGAAACACUUCCCUGGCAGAAACCUUACACUUCUGCAGCCAGUGGGAAAUGGUUUUCAUUUGGUUCUAACCUGCAACAGCACCAAAACCAGCACAGUGGAGAGAAACACAUCAGAAAGGAGGAGAGCAGUGCCUUGCUUCUGAAUAGCUGCAGAAUUCCUCUGCCAGACAAUGUUUUUCCGUGCAAAGAUGUUGAGAAGGAUUUCCCAACCAUCCUGGGCCUUCUCCAGCACCAGACCACCCACAGCAGAGAAGAGUAUGCACAUAGAAGCAGGGAGACCUUUCAACAAAGACAUUACAAAUGGAGCAAAUGUGAGCAAGUUUUCAGUGAGAAGGUUCAUGUUACUGAUCAUCAGAGAGUCCACACUGGAGAAAAAGCUUAUAAACACAGGGAAUAUGGGAAAUCCUUGAACUCUAAACACUCAUUUGUUGAACACCAGAGAACCCAUAAUGCAGAAAAGCCUUAUGUAUGCAAUAUAUGUGGGAAAUCAUUCCUCCAUAAACAAACACUCAUUGGGCACCAGCAGAGAAUUCACACUAGAGAAAGGUCUCAUGUAUGCAUCGAAUGUGGGAAAUCCUUGAGCUCCAAAUACUCACUUAUGGAACACCAGAGAACCCAUAAUGGAGAAAAGCCUUAUGUGUGCAGUGUAUGUGGGAAAUCAUUCCGCCACAAACAAACGUUUGUUGGGCACCAGCAGAGGAUCCACACUGGAGAGAGGCCUUAUGUAUGUAUUGAAUGUGGGAAAUCUUUUAUUCAUUCCUAUGACCGCAUUCGACACCAGAGAGUUCACACUGGAGAAAGGGCUUAUCAAUGCAAUGAAUGUGGGAAAUCUUUCAUAUACAAACAGUCACUUCUUGAUCACCAGAGAAUCCACACAGGAGAAAGGCCUUAUGAGUGCAAAGAAUGUGGGAAAGCCUUCAUCCACAAAAAAAGACUUCUUGAGCACCAGAGAAUUCAUACUGGAGAAAAGCCUUAUGUGUGCAUCAUAUGCGGGAAAUCAUUUAUCCGCUCAUCUGACUACAUGCGACACCAGAGAAUUCACACUGGAGAAAGGGCUUAUGAAUGCAGUGAAUGUGGGAAAGCCUUCAUUUCCAAACAAACACUUCUUAAGCACCACAAAAUCCACACUAGAGAAAGGCCUUAUGAAUGUAGUGAAUGUGGAAAAGGCUUCUACCUUGAGGUUAAACUUCUUCAGCACCAAAGAAUCCAUAUUAGAGAACAACUUUAUGAAUGCAAUGAAUGUGGAAAAGUCUUCAGCCAUCAAAAAAGACUUCUUGAGCACCAGAAAGUUCACACUGGAGAAAAGCCCUGUGAGUGCAGUGAAUGUGGGAAAUGCUUUAGACACCACACCAGCCUCAUUCAACACCAGAAAGUUCAUAGUGGAGAGAGGCCUUAUAACUGCACUGCAUGUGAGAAGGCCUUUAUCUAUAAAAACAAACUUGUUGAGCAUCAGCGAAUUCACACUGGAGAAAAGCCAUAUGAGUGUGGUAAAUGUAGGAAAGCCUUCAACAAAAGAUAUUCCCUUGUCAGGCACCAAAAAGUUCAUACAAGAGAAGAGCCCUAGCAGUGUUGGGAUGUGCCAUUAUCUUACUCACCAUAACACACCAGAGAGCCGAUUUUUCAAGGGAUCCAACAGAUAGAAAUUGAACCUCGUAUAUCUGCAUAUCAAUACUUGAAAGAUUCACUACAAGGUCCAAGUACUUGGGAAGCUUUCUGGAGAUUACUUGUACUUUCUAAUCUGCCCAGUGUUACAACAGACAUUAUUACCAUGUGGCAUAUCCUCAUAGUUUUCAUCAGUCACCCACAUGUGCCCAGGGAAUGCAGACAUUUUUGCUCAUCCAGUUCUGAAGGGAAUAAUGAAUAAUAAAAGCUUAUUGAGGGUCCUCUUCCAUCUUGCUGAACUGAUCAAGGCAUAGAUGAAACCCAGCUUUGACCAAGAAGAGUGAUCUGGGUUCUUGUAGCCCAUGGAGGUUUACCUUCUUCAUAGGUAUUUUUUUUUUUUAAUGUGAUGGCCAUGGUAGGUAGGAUAUUCCCUCCUGCACAUUACUGAAGAGGGAAAUGGACUGUCUUACCCUGCGCUGAUGCCAGUGUUCUGGCAGUGUGAAGGGUGAACAGCUCCAAUUUUCUAUGCCCCCAAGGACAUAGUAUGAGAUCAGAAAAUAGUUCUUAGUCCUGUUUGUCUUAAUUUUUAUUAGUUUCAAAGGUCUCCUAGGGAAGACAUCAGAGCUUCAUGGUCCUAAUCAUGGUGUUGAUGCCAAUUUUAUUUUUAGGUCCAGAGAAGAGGCAUUUGUGACAAACUCAAGUGCUGGGAUCUGCAUGAAUUGUUUAUUUGCAGUGAUGCUCCAUAUUUCCUAGCAUUGGUCAUGACAUCUUAUUUCCCAGGUCCUUCAUUGUAGCCAUGAGCACUGAGGGACAGAAGUGAUAGGCAGGUCACUGGUCUUAAGACCUACUGGGGCCAGGUGAGAACAAUAAUUGGUCCAGACAGGUAGGUGUGAUAAAUAGAGUGGAAAAGAUUGUAGCCAAGAAGAGUAAAUGUGUUCCAUCCAAAAGUGCAUCCAGAAAUAUCUAUGUUAAUAUGGCUUCAUGGUUUGGUGGUAUAUAGAGAUUCUCAGGACCUCAGAUCUUUGUUUCUCCUUUGGUCACAGUCAUCGUCAGAAUAAGUCAUCUGAAGAUUUUGUGGACUCCCAUACCUUCUGUACUGUUUUUGAGAUGAUUGCUGCACAAGCAGGAAAGCAGGAUUUGAAUGAACAUAGACCUUGCCUUCCAGAUAUGUGGUUUUUGUGAUUCAACCAAAUAUGUUGUGCCAGUUAGGAAUUAUUUUGAUUACUUCCCAUUUGUUGCCGCUGCUGAGAAGGCUGUCCUUCCUAACUUGAGGAGAUGAAUCCUUAAUAAUAAGUAAAUCUUGUGUUACCCUAUAGUCUGGUUUUCCAAAAGGAGAAGUGGAUGUAUAUUUUUGUGUGGAACAAUUUAUCUUACAACAUUGAAGUGCAGUUUUCAUACACAAAACCUAUCUUUUUAAGAAUUCUGUUUGUUAAAAAAAAAAAAACUAGUAAACAGAC